This is a messenger RNA of Lachancea fermentati, 1701 nucleotides long. Lineage: Eukaryota; Fungi; Ascomycota; Saccharomycetes; Saccharomycetales; Saccharomycetaceae. The record is from the annotation of a GenBank genome assembly.
AUGUCAAAAAGGAGAAGAAAGACUGCAAACAAUGACACUUCUGAGGAUAACAGCGUUAGAGGACCAAAUUCUGCCCUUACGCAAUUCUUGAGGGAACAAGGUAUCAGCGCCGACAGUAUUAGGAAACGGUGGUUAAAAUCCAAAGAAGCAGAAAGUCAGGGCGCACUUGAAUCUGAGAAAUUCAAGAAGGAGGAUGAGGCAGAACAAGAACUAGCUGUCCUUCCGUCACUUGAAGAUAGUGAAACGGAAUCAGAUCCUGAUCCAAACGGAAGAGGAGGCCGGCUCAAAAGGCUUGGAUACUCAGAUGAUAGUGACGAAGAGGAAUACGAAUCCAAUGGUAAGUCAAGAACAGUUUCUACAACCCCAGGGCCUAUAGAUAACGGUAUUGAUGAGGAGGCAAGGCUGAAAAGGAGAAAGCAACAACUGCAACAGCGAAAGCGUAAGAAAAAAAGAGCAACGGAACUUUUGGAUCGAAAAGUAAGACGGAUUUCAACUCUUCAAGAUAUUUGCAUUAACAAAAUUUCCGACAAUAUUUCUAAGCUUCAAAAUGAAAAUUCUACUGGUGACGAUUCGAUUUCAUCUAACAUUCGAGAAAGUCUGGGCGGGAUAUCAUUAGAAAAUUUGAAUAAAUUAGCUCGGACCUUGUCAAAGAAUAGGGCAUUGAAUGAUCACACGCUUCAACUUUUUUUAAGAACUCAGCUUCGCUCUCUGAGCUUUCAUGACUGUUCCAAGAUUUCCUAUGAAGGUUAUAAGCUUCUGGCCAUUUUUGCACCACACUUGACGCAGUUGUCCUUGCAGAUGUGUGGUCAAUUGAACAAUGAAUCAUUGUUGUAUAUCGCUGAAAAAUUGCCCAACUUAAAGGAGCUUUAUUUGGACGGUCCCUUCUUGAUCAAUGAAGAAACGUGGAAUUGUUUUUUUGAAAAAAUGAAAGGCAGGCUUCAGGCUUUUCAUGUUUCUAAUACUCACAGAUUUGAUGAUCACUGCUUGGGUAGCCUCCUUCGGAACUGUGGAAGCAGCUUAAGAUCUUUGAUGCUCUCGCGAUUGGAUGCAGUCACUGAUUAUUCACUUCUUCCACAAUACUUGACAAAUUCCGAAUUUGAGUGCCUAAAUUUGCAAUACCCGCACAAGGAGGACUAUAUCAAUGACGAGGUCAUCAUUAACAUUUUAAGUCAAGUCGGUGGAUCCUUGAAGAAACUCAAUCUUAAUGGUUGUGUGGGGCUAACGGAUGCGACCAUUAUUAAUGGAAUCUCGACAUUUUUGCCUAAGUCUUCUGGUAUUAGUGUGCUUGAGUCUUUGGAAUUAGAGGAGCUUGCCCAGGUUACGACUGACGGAUUGGUGUUUUUAUUUAGUCAAGUACAAAUGCCUAAUCUGACUCAUUGUAGCCUUAAAAGAUGCCUUCAAGUGGGUGAUAUGGCAAUUACAGAGUUUUUUCUAAAUGAAGCUAGUGGACGCCUCGAAAGUUUGAAUCUGAAUUCACUGAAGACUCUAACGAAAGAUUCUUUUAAGAUAAUGAGCUGUCCUCUAUUGCGAAGACUGGAUUUGGGUUUUGUUCGAUGCAUUGACGAUGAAGCGAUAAACUUGAUAUGUCUUCAAAACCCUAGCUUGAAAAUUAUCGAGGUAUUCGGAGACAAUAUGGUGACUGGCAGCGCUCAAAUCAGGUCAGGAGUUGCGGUAAUUGGGAGGCAGAGCGAUAGUAUAUAA